This is a messenger RNA of Metarhizium brunneum ARSEF 3297, 1266 nucleotides long. Its product is annotated as 26S proteasome regulatory subunit 6B. Gene Ontology annotation, molecular function: ATP binding; ATP hydrolysis activity; proteasome-activating activity. The record is from RefSeq and is a predicted model, not a curated record. Gene Ontology annotation, cellular component: proteasome regulatory particle, base subcomplex. Gene Ontology annotation, biological process: proteasome-mediated ubiquitin-dependent protein catabolic process. NCBI's taxonomy places the organism in Eukaryota, Fungi, Ascomycota, Sordariomycetes, Hypocreales, Clavicipitaceae.
AUGGGCGACAUUGCAGUUGAAAGCCAGGUCAACCACGCGCCGCCACAUAAAAAGGCCGCUCCGUCAACAAUCCCCACUAUUGACAACUUCGAGGGCCUACCGACCGAGGGCGGCGAUGACUACGCCUCGCUGAAGAAGUUGCAGAGACAGUUGGAAUAUAUUCAGCUACAAGAAGAGUACAUCAAGGAUGAGCAAAGGAGUCUGAAGCGUGAGCUGGUGCGAGCCCAGGAAGAAAUCAAGCGCAUUCAGAGUGUGCCGUUAGUCAUCGGCCAAUUCAUGGAAGCCAUCGAUCAAAACACUGGUAUCGUUCAGUCAAGUACCGGAUCUAACUAUGUUGUCCGGAUCCUGUCUACCCUUGACCGCGAGUUGCUCAAGCCUUCAUCCUCUGUCGCCCUCCAUCGACACUCAAAUGCCCUCGUCGACAUCCUCCCCCCUGAAGCCGACUCUUCCAUUGCCAUGCUUGGCGCAGACGAGAAACCUGAUGUGACAUAUGCCGAUGUUGGCGGGUUGGACAUGCAGAAGCAGGAGAUUCGAGAGGCUGUUGAACUACCCUUGACACAUUUCGACCUCUACAAGCAGAUUGGUAUUGAUCCCCCUCGUGGUGUUCUGUUGUACGGCCCCCCCGGAACGGGCAAGACUAUGCUUGUCAAAGCCGUCGCCAACUCGACCACUGCCAGCUUUAUUCGAGUUGUUGGCUCUGAAUUCGUUCAGAAGUAUCUCGGAGAAGGUCCCCGAAUGGUCCGAGAUGUCUUUCGAAUGGCCCGCGAAAACUCACCUGCCAUCAUCUUCAUUGACGAAAUCGACGCUAUUGCCACCAAGCGUUUUGAUGCCCAAACUGGUGCCGAUCGUGAAGUCCAACGUAUUUUGCUUGAACUUCUUAACCAGAUGGACGGAUUCGACCAAACCUCCAACGUCAAGGUCAUCAUGGCCACGAACCGUGCCGAUACUCUGGAUCCCGCUUUGCUGCGUCCCGGUCGGCUGGACCGAAAGAUUGAGUUCCCCUCGCUGCGGGAUCGCCGCGAACGUCGUCUCAUCUUCACCACUAUUGCCAGCAAGAUGUCGCUCGCCCCUGAAGUCGACCUGGACAGCUUGAUCGUACGCAACGACCCUCUUUCAGGCGCCAUUAUUGCCGCCAUCAUGCAGGAGGCUGGUUUGCGGGCGGUCCGCAAGAACCGAUACAACAUCAUUCAGAGCGACUUGGAGGAUGCAUACUCCAGCCAAGUCAAGGGUACGAGUGACGAUAACAAGUUUGACUUUUACAAAUAA